UUAUUAGAAGGCUGAUAAAAUUUGAGGCUGACAGUUGUCCUGCCCCUUUGGGAAGAAAUCACAGCGAGGGAAGGAGGGCAGCGGCCCUUGUCCUGACUGUGAUCCCGGCGGCCUAAUUCCCUGCUCUUUUUUUGACUGGGUGCUUCACUUUACUGCUAACAAGGAACAUUAAACUGUCAGGAGACGUACCCUCCCAGCAGAACCGGUAAGUUGCUGUGGGGCUUUCAUAGCUUCUUGCUUCGUUUGGUCUUGCUGGGUCAUUGUGUGGUGUCAACAACUGCCACCGCCACCCUGCCUGCGGAGGCCUAGCUGCAUUCCUGACAUCUGAGACAAGCUGCAAGGGGGGCGAGAAAGGGGACUGUGUAAGGGAAGAGGCAUCUUCCCUCGCGGCCUGAAAUGGAGCAGGUAUUUUUGUUGCACAUUUAUCACACAUCUCCCCUGUAUGGAGAAGCCUCAGUAAACAAGUGCUGCCUCUCUAGACUCCGUCCUAACAACCCAAGAGCAGGAUCCCAGGGGUGCCAUUUCAGAUUGCUGUGGGGUGGGGGACAAAGUGCGGUGGUAAGGCUUAUAGGUCCACUCAGAAAAUUGAAUUGCAAAAUAAAUAAAAAAAACCUCUAGCCCUACUUUAUUCUGAGCUGGAAUCUUAGUUGGGGGAGAGUCCCACUAAACACAACUGGAGUUACUUCUGAGUAGACAUAGGGCUGCACUGUUAAGAGCAUUUAUUGUGAUUUAUUUUUAUACUUCAUAAUAGCUAUUACCUAUGUGAACAUUCACACUUUAAAAAAAAAGCAAAAGGAUUUUGCUUUUAGAAGGCACUUUUAAUGCAUAUGCCUAUUCCACUAAUCAGGGACCAUUGGUUUAGGGCUGGAUGUGAUGGCCCUCACUUACUCCUCUGUGUGUGUAUUGGACCUGUGUAUAUCUUUGGACCCACAUGGCCCUGGAUUGCUCUCCCCCGAGAGGCAGCCAGCUCAGUUUUGCCAAGUGGGGUGGAGGCAGGCAGACUGCUGGGGACUGUGAGCCCAGGGAUAUUAACACAGACCUUCCAAAUGUCCCUAUUUUCCAGGGACAUACCUGAUUUAGAGAAGCCAUCCCAGAUUCUGAUUUGGUCCUGGAAUGUCUCACAUUUCCUUAAGAUGUCUCUAUUUUCAUUGGAGAAAUGUUGGAGGGUAUGGAGUUAUCCGACCCCUGAGCUGUCCGAAGGCACUCCUGUACAGUGGUACCUCUGGAUGUGAACGGGAUCCGUUCCGGAGCCCCAUUCGCAUCCUGAAGCGAACGCAACCCGCGUCUGCGCUUGCACGGGUCACGAUUCGCUGCUUCCACGCAUGUGCGUGACAUCAUUUUGAGCGUCUGCACAUGCGUGAGUGGCAAAACCCGGAAGUAACGCGUUCUGUUACUUCCGGGUCGCCACAGAGCGAAGCAACCUGAAGCAACUUCAACCCAAAGUAUGACUGUAUAGGGAAGUUUUCUUUAAUGUUUGCUGUUUCGUUAUGUUUUUAUAUAUGUUGGAAGCUGCCCAGAGUGGGUGGGGCAACCCCGUAAGAUGUGUGGGGUACAUAUAGAAAAAUUAUCAUUCUGGAUUGGGACAUCCCCAUUUUCAUCAGAGAAAUGCUGGAGGGUAUGUUAACAGUUUCUCUAACUUCCAUUAAUAUAGUGCUUCCAAAGCUUCUUGCCUUCUUUCCAGUGGGUAGUAUUGCUUUAUGGCAAACAUCUCUUUGGAAGAGAGGCCUGGGGUUUAAAGUUGUGUGGAAUCAAAUGUUUGAUCUCAAUUGCUUAGGGUGGUUCGUCGUGGAAAGGAAACCUCUCAUACUUCACGUUCUCAGUAACACACAAACCCCCUUUCUGAACCACACUGAUCUGCUUUUUGUAGCUUGGCAGAUGGGUUUGCUUGAUGUGCCUCUGCCUUUUAGUACGUUCCGAUCCUCCUAAUCCCACCCUCCCCAAUUCCAGCGUGUUCCCACAGCAACUAUGGCAAGUGGUAUGGAUUCAGAUGGUGAGCAGGUGGUGCCCGAUGGAGAAGACCCUGAUGUGAAAGCCGUGCAGGCCCACUAUCUUCGCAGUCCCUCUCCUGGCCGGUGAGUCUUUCGCCAAGUAGGCCUCUAUAUCCCUCUGAUCACACGGAACAAACGCCAGCCAUUUUCUAGCCUUCCCCCUUCCUUUUUUAAAAUUACCUUACGCUAACCCUGUGCAUUAUCCAAAGCCUGAGCAAGGCAGAAUUUAAAGGGUUCUUUCUAAUUUCUUUUAGAAGCCAGGGUGGAGAGCUCAUGCAUUAUUUAGCUAAUCUAAUUGGGUCAACUGAGGUUUUCCACAAAUUCAAGUGUUAUUGGGGGAAAGCAUUAUCAAAGUUAAGUGAGGCAGCACAGAGGAAACAGAGCCCACCCAAGCUGCCAUCAUUUGCAUCAGUCUUUUCACAGUUCUUUGAUUUGUUUGGAUUCAAGCGUUUGAUUCAGUUGAUUGUACAAAUUUGGAAUCUUAUGUGAAGCAGGAUUUCUGGGUCUUGCAUAGAGGCACGCCCAGUAAUUCCAGUUAGAAAGCAAUAGUCAGCCCCUAUCUAUUUUUGAGGUUUUCUUUAUCAAACAUGUUUUAGUCUCCAAGAGAGAGCCUUUUUCAAUGCCCCAAACCUGUGUGAUCUUGCCUUUUUCUCAUUCAAAGGCAUCGCUCAGUAGAUUUCGACCCAGUGUGUGGCAACUGUUGGUGCGGCGGGGGGGAGAGGGGGAGAGUGAAUUCCUUGCUAGGUAUCAUUCAUUAAGAAAGGAAUUAAAAAUACAGCUGUUGAUACCAUAAUGCUGUUUUGCAGAGCUACGGCAUGUCCGCACUUGAAAUACUGUGUGCCGUUCUGGUCGCCUCACCUCAAAAAGAAUAUUGUAGAGCCAUCAAAGGUUCAGAAAAGAGCAACCAAAGUGGUCAAGGGAAUUUGAGCGAGUCCUCUAGAUGGAAAGGUUGCAGCAUUUGGAACUUUUUAGUCUCUGAGAAAGGAAGGAAGGAGGCAGUGAGCAAAAGCAUGGUCCAGUCUAUAUGAGUGUCUCAGUAGAGCCUAUUAAUGAACAUUUGUUACACUUAAAGACGUAGUCACAAGUAACCCUCACCCCAUGCAUUCACUGAACAUGUAAAAGGGGCUCCUGUUUUCUGGCGUGUUCUUAGUUCCAUUCCGUAGGGAUAUUAAAGGAUAAAUCAGGCUCUGUAGGCUGAUUCAUUUUUUCUUUUAUCUGUUUCUGUUCCCAUGGCUGAUGAUGAGACUGAGUGCUGCUAGCCAAACCAUCUGUCUUUCCUGCAGCUUAGAUACACUUGGCCAAGUUCAGUUUUUUCUUUGCAUAUGGCUCAUUUGCAUGUACAUUGUUAAUAUGCCCUAAACUUACUUGCAAUUGCUUUUUUAAAAAAGUUCCAUAGUGUUUUGAAUAUGUACGCGAGGGCAGUCACUUUGGCUCUAGAUGUUAUUGGGGUGAUCUGUGCUUUCUCUUUACCUUGCUGCUAGAUUAUUCUUUGGGGAGGAGCAAAAGGGGGGGAAGACCACCCACUCUCUUAGAGACACACAAAUCUAUUUUGUGAUUAAACAACUUAACAGUUAAAUUCUAUUCAUAUCUACUCAGAUUGUUGUUUUCAAUGGAAUUUACUCUCAGCCAGUUAAAUAUGCCUAAAUCAGGGAUGGGGAAAGUUUGGUCUUCCAACUGUUGCUGGAUUACAACUUCCAUCAUUCCUGACCAUUGAUUAUGAUGACUGACGCUGAUGGGAGGAGAGUCCCAUAACAUCUGAAGGGCUAUAUAUUCCCUAAAUUAUUGUGCCUGAUUUUCAACAUUUUCAACAGGUGUUUUAUUUUUCCUCCUGUAAAAUAUUGGAGGAAUUCAUGGUUUAAGCAACUCAAAAUGCUUUUAACUAACAUUUUUCUUGUUGUUGGCAGAGAGAGGCUUUUUAUACCAGCCUGUUGUUCUUCACUAUGGAUCCAGCAGUCCUCAAUAGAGAUGGAAGGGCUCUCUGUUUGUUUCCUCACUUGCUCUAGUACAACAGAGCUUCCAAACCCAAAACUCCUGUUCUUAGAGUUGCCACAUUUUCCCUGCCACUGGCUGUGUACACCAUACCUUUAAAGCUCAUUUGAGCCACAUUCUUUCCUUCCAAAAAUUCUGGGCACUAGUUUGUUAAGGGUUUCUGGGAAUUGUUACUCUGUGAGGGGUGGACUACAGUGCCCAGAAUGUGCUUUGAUGUGCUUUAAAGAUACACAGCCAUUAAAGGUUUCAUGCUUUCUACAAAUGGCAUGUCAAAAAAGGAAUUUGCCAGAGAUAGUUUUCAUAUCCUUAGCUUGUAGAACAACCUUUUCCAACCUGGUGCCCUUCAGAUGUUUUGGUCUACAACUCCCAUCAGUGCCGACCGGCUUGAUCAUUGCAGAACGACCGCUUGGUGGCUUCCUUCACACAUCCAUGAACAGAAAGCUAAUUGGAUUUUCUGCAUCAACACCUCAAACAGGUGGCUUUGAAAGUAGCACUAUCAAUGGAGCAAAACAUUGUCUCUGCUACAGUUUCAGCAUACUCAAGAAGGCAAGGGAUCUCUUAAAAGUAUGAGUGCUACUUGUAUGUUUGCUUGUAAUGCCGGCAGAACAACACCUUGCAGACCCUUAAUUACAGAUCUUCGUUUAAGUUGAGGAGGCGUAACUCAAACUGACAUCCUCUGGUGCUAUAAAGGAAAAAGCAUCUUUGUGCUGCAGGGUGUAUUGUAGAGGAUGGUGUGUCUAGAUUUUAAGGGUGAAAUUCAACAUUGCACUAUGUUGAUUGUUCUGCCAGGGCAAGCUUUAUAGCUUGCCAGAUGGAACAAUCAGGUGCUGUUCUGGGGGUUCUCUUGACCAUUCCUAGCCAAUUUUGGGGGACACAGAAGAAGGAGAGGGGGAACCCCUGUUGUACAAACUGAAGUCCUAUUGUUGGCUUCUGCUGCUGGGAUGCAUGAGUUGAAUUCUGCCCUAAGUAAUCGAUUUCUAGGCAAAAUGGCAGCCUUAACUUUAAAAGGGCUGAAGGGGGGGGCAAAAACUUUGUUUACCUUUGACAGAGGCAAUGAAAGGGCAAUGCUCACACUUGCUACAUAAACACCAGAGCUCCAUUCCUGCUCUUUCCUCAGCCAGUCCCUCCAGCUUAAUAUGCAUUAGCUAAAGCCCCAGCUCUCUAGUGCUUUGUACACUUGACCCCUAGACAUCACAGGCUUCUCCCGGCCUUCUCCACUGCCACUGCCUUGGGAAGCUGGCUGCCCAUAUAACGUUUCAUGGUCAGUUGCUAUGGAGACCAAUUUUGAUUAAUGCAGCUGUCAGGCAACCCUCUGUUUACAACAGUCAGAGACAUCUGGACUAUCAUCCACCCUCUAGUGGAUGAAAAGGAAACAUCUUCCUCGUCUGUAAAAAGAGACACAGGACUCCGUAACUUUACCACAGUGGUAACUAGAGUGUCACUAGAGGGCAGGGGGAUUCGUGGCCUAAUGCUUGGUCAUUGCUCCUUGCUCUGUGCUCCCCUUUAUCUCCAGGGGAGAGAUGUGGGCUGAUAAACCCCAGAGUCAAAGGGAGACAGCAGGUCAUCGUUUGCCUCUGAGCUGCCUUUGAGCUGAUACCGGGUUCAACAAGUUCCUCAUCCCCACCUGCAUUACUGUACAGUGGUACCUCAGGUUACAUGCGCUUCAGGUUACAGACUCCGCUAACCCAGAAAUAGUGCUUCAGAUUAAGAACUUUGCUUCAGGAUGAGAACAGAAAUCAUGCUCCGGCGGCGCGGCAGCAGCAGGAGGCCUCAUUAACUAAAGCGGUGCUUCACGUUAAGAACAGUUUCAGGUUAAGUACGGACCUCCAGAACGAAUUAAGUACUUAACCCGAGGUACCACUGUACAUCAAAGAAUGUUACAAGCAUUAUAUUACAAAAUCUGUGUAUCACUACAGUAUUUACUAUGAGAGCAUUCUUGCUCUUCAUUUUGGAAUAGGGAAUGGGAGACAGUAGAUUAGUUUAUACAAACAUUUUUUUGUUUUUGCUGGGAAAUGCUUUUCCCCCACAGAUUACUCCAGUUUACAAAUGUGCCUCCAUAUGGUAAAAUCAACAUACAACAAAGGGAAAUGUAGCAUUUUCUGUAGAUGAAUUUUAUGUUAUAGUAUUUUAAUUCUGCACUUUUGGGAAGGAGGAACACAUUGAUGAGAAUUAAUAAUAAAAGAAGCAUUAUGGGGAAAUUUAAACUUGUUUUGACAUUUUUUAAAUUGCUUGUUUGUACUCAAACAUGGGCUAUCUCCCAGUGUCACCCCCUUCCUGUUCUGCUGUACAGUCUCCCCGCACCCUCAGGCUGCUCUGUUUUGAAAUAGUUGUGGAGGCUGUCAAAGGUGAGUCAAACAACUUGUAGAAGCUUGCCUCACAUCAUUGUCAUUUAUUAACAGAUAUUCGGUGUUAUCGGAUACAGACACUGAGAGCAUCUUCAUGGAGCCCAUCCAUCUGUCAUCUGCUGUGGCUGCUAAACAGAUCAUCAAUGAAGGUAGGAGGCAGAAAGAAAAAGCAAUGAAGACAAUGAGUUUAUGAGUAAGGGGAGGCUGGUGAGUAGGUGCCCUCACUUUUGAAUAGAGGAAUAAACUAGAUGAUUUCUGGUCCCUCCGUCUCAACUCAAUUAUCUUAUAAUAUCUGGAGACCAUUUAUAGAACCUAUGCUGAUUAAGGUUACUUCCAUAAUCACAGUGUAUUUUUUAAUUGCUGUCCUUUUUACAGAGAUUCCAUAUGACAUCAUCUUUAUCAUCAUCAUCAUCAUUACCACGCCUUCUUCCCUGACAGGGACUCAAUCACAGAUAUCAAUACUGAUCACUAUUCCAUUCCUGUGUUUUCCUGUAUUGUUCUCAUAUCUUUAUUAAUAUAUUUUGGGUAGCGUUGUUUAAUUUAAAACAUUUGCCAUUCCAGUCUAUCUAGCGUGUGAACUGGCAAAGUGUCACUGAAGCUUCGCUGGGCUACUGUACCUUGAAUUAGAAGGUUUCUUCACCUUUGCCUCUAAAUGCUUCCGAUUUAGCAGGGCAAUUGCCCCUUAAUUCAUCAACUCCCAUUCAACUGGGGAGAGAGGGCUUUAAUUACUGGUUCCCUCUAAUACAAAAAGAAUAAUGAAUAGAGAUCAAUAUUUAAAGCUUCCUACCAUGGGUUAUAGGAGCCAGCUAGUGAAGAGGCAAUGUAUUAGUAAUUCUACUGCCAAACUGAACAAGAAGCAAUCAGAGGCAAAAGACGCAAGGAUAAACCUUCUGAGUACAGUUGCUGAGGACCUUUGCUGAACAGCCCUUACUUCCAAGUUAAAUAUUGUAGAAGAACCCUGGCAAUGGGGUUGGGUAUUGUUGGAUAUUUAAUGAUAUACUAAGUAGCACAUGAAUUUACCAUUUAAAUUCUAUUCAGUGAAUUCUACUCAUUGUUAUAAUGAAGUGCCUUAACAAGGCUAAAUGGCCUUGUAUGAAAGCUGCUCUAGUACCAAACAACCCCUCUUGAUAUGUCUCUCUUUUACAUUUUGCUAAACAAGACUCUAGGGGUUUUUCUUUUGAAUUCAGUGGUGGUGCAUCACAGUGCACUCUGCAACUGUAGAUGAAGUGUUUGCCCUAAAAGCUAGCCAGGCUACUUUCUGCCUUCCAUUCAUUAUUGGAAUGAGAUUCUACUUAACUCUAUAUUGAAAUACUAUAAUACAGUAGAAUGCUAUGAUACAGUAUUUUAUUUGUUCUAUAACAUCUGUAUACCCAUGUGACUGAGUUCUAUGGGCAGUUUACGGACUAUUAAAAAUACAAACUAAAGUUCAACAUUUGCAUGGCACUAAAACCAGUGAUGAAUAUAUAAAUAAACACCAAUGCGGCAGCUAAAACAAUGUGAAACCAGCAAAGGGAAUAACUUGGUGAAAAGUUCUAAAAGCACAGGUGUCUCCAUUAUAAUUAAAAGGUCCGAGAGAACAAAAAAUAUAUCCAGCUGGUACCUAAAACACCAUAGCAUGGCAUCAGGUGAGCCUUUUGUGGAAAGGCAUUCCAUACAGGAGGGAAAGUCACUGAAAAUCCCUUUCCUUGUCUCACUUCAUUAGGUGGGGAAAUCUGGAGAAAGGUCUCAAAUGAAGAUCACAAGGCUUAGGCUUACCAAGAUCCCAUCAAUAUGAUUUCAAUAUUCAAUAGUCCAUCAAGAUUAUAGCUUCAGCAUUGAUGUGCACAUAGCUCAGAUCAAGGGCCCAGGCACUUUGAGAAGAUCCAUACCAUGCCUUUAAAGCACAUUCAAUGCACAUUUAAAGCAUAUGGCUUUCCACCAGAGAAUCCUAAGAACUGUAGCUUCACCCUCAUAGAGGUACAAUUCCCAGCACCCCAAACAAAUGACAGUUCCCAGGAUUCUUUGGGAGGAGCCACAUGCUUUAAAUGUGCACUGAAUGUGCUUUAAAUGAGUGGUGUGAAUCUGCCCUUUGUUGAACACUCAUUGAGAAGCGUGUCAAAGGUAAAGGUAAAGGGGACCCCUGACCAUUAGGUCCAGUCGCGGAUGACUCUGGGGUUGCGGUGCUCAUCUCACCGCAGGCCGAGGGAGCUGGCGUACAGCUUCCGGGUCAUGUGGCCAGCAUGACUAAGCUGCUUUACCGUUGUCAAAGGUAAACAGGUGCUAUUUUGAAAAUGUAAGUGUUGUUUCAUUCCAGAGCUGAAGACAAAGGAGGUGAAAGCAGAUUCUGGGUGCCCAGGGAUGCUAGAAUCUGCAGAGCAGCUACUGGUGGAAGACUUGUACAAUCGGGUUAAGGAAAAGAUAGAUGAUACCAGCUUGUUCAACACACCAUGUGUCAUGGAUUUGCAGAGGGCACUUGUGAAAGACCGUCUUGAGUCUCCAAAGGAUGCCGUUGAUGAAGUCUGGCCAAAUGUCUUCAUAGCAGAAAAGUGAGUAGGAAGACUGUUUCUCUAUCAUUCCUAGAGUUGGACUUCUCGCACUUUAUUGGAGAAGAAGAUAAAUAAUCCUAGGUGAAAAAUCAAAAUCUUUCAAGUGUCCCAUCCCAAGAUAAACUUAUGUAAAGAAUACCACUAUAAAGGCAGAAACUGUUACAGACAUACCUCAUGUUGCGUCUGCUGCAGGUUGUGUGUUUUCGUCUUGUGUCCCGCGGCAACCCGGAAGUACCAGAACGGGUUACUUCUGGGUUUUGCCGCAUGCGCAGAAGAGCUAAAUAGCGUCGUGCGUGUGUGCCGACGCAGCGCUUCAGCUUACGUCAGUUCCGUGUUAUGAAUGGGCCUCCAGAAUGGAUCCCAUCCAUAACACGAGGUUCCACUGUAUAGGGUGAAUAUUAUAGCCUGAUCUUCUGCCUGCAUUCCUGUUAGUGACACAAUGCAUUCUUGAUUUGAAUGCAGUCAAGGAGAUUGUACAUACACCAGUGGUGGGAGAUCAAAAACCCCUAAACCAAAUUAAUGAGGGAAGUCAGUUUCUUAGUCAACUAGUUGAUGCUGUUUCUAUUGCAUUGGGGAAUUGGCAUCUCACAUAAUUGUUGGAAUCUGAAAGUUUAAAGGACAAGUGAAGAUUCCUUUCCCUCCAUCAGGCCAGAAUUGUACUUUGCAGCCAAGGUGCAGCUGCCACUGAAACAGGCAAUCUGAUGUCUCUUCCUUCUAUCACCUUCAUAACAUUUAGUUAUGCAGAACUUGUAACAUGGCAUUAUGACUUUUCACUUCCUUUUUCCACCUAAUUGGCUGCCAUUUGCGGGGGUGGAAAAAAUUAUAACAUGAUGGCAUCACACCAUGCAUUUUGCAUUAUUAAACGAUGCCAGAGGGAAAUGCACAGCCAUUACUUUCAGAGGUCGAAAGGUGUUGACCAUUAUGUAGUUCCAGCCUCCACUUGCCAUGCCCUGAUUCUCUCUGAUUCAUGGUAUGAAUAAAGCCUGCUUUAAGAAGAAGACCAGCCAAUGUACAAAUAACAGCUGCUGUCAAUGCUGUUUUAAACAAAAGAGCAUGAAUUAUAAAUAAGGUCUUCUAAUUUCUGAGCCAUUUUUGUUCAUAAAAAAAGCUUUUCCCCCAAUGGUUGCUUGUCACAGUUUCCAAAUGUCAAAUCACAGUGAUUAUGACACAAUUUGGUAUAUGAGUCUUUUAACAUUUGCAGCCAUCAUAUUUCCUUAACCCAGUUAUUUCAAAAUCCCAGUACAUAUUGGAACGAAGGCCUUAUGAGAUAUCUUGAUGGUGUUGCACUGGGAGAAUCAUUUAUGUGCCUUGCAGAUGAUUUGCUCCCUGCAUUUGCCACAAUGCCCAGGGCAACAAUAGUAAACAUUUUAUCAGUGGGGCAUUUAUGACCCCAGUGAUGAAGUGCAGCAACUUUCUAAAUACCCUAACUGGUUGGUGGCUCAGCUACCCAGAAGGCAAUCUCAUUCCAAAUGAGCAUGGCCACUUAUUACAGUCAGCAAGGGAGGCUCUCCUGUAUGACCAAUCAGUGGUGGGGGCGUGGCUUGGUGAAACAUUGGCGAUGGCUGCUAUAGUGAUCCCACCUAAAUUUUGUAACUUCCUUCCUCAAGAGGUCUGUUUAUUUCCCUUUCUCUUGACUAUCCAUUGCCUGGUUAUGACAUUAUUAUUCAGGCAGGUAUUUGAUCUGCCAUGCUAAUGAACUUUUAGCAGACUGGCCCUUUUUUAGCUGGUUUUAUAUCCUCCUCCUGGCUCUUUGUUUUAUUAUUGUAUCGCUGAUGUGUCUUUAAUUGAUUUCGUAAGUGUUCUUUAAAUGUGUUGUUAGCCACCCAGAGUAAUGUGGCUACACUAGAAAGGUGAGGUAUAAAUCUCCCUAAUAUAAAACACCGUUAUGAGACUUCCAGAGAUUUGUCAUGUUGGCCUGGUGCACAUGUCACUGUAAGCCAAAGUAUAACUGGCACUGCACAAUCAUGCUGGCUCCCAAAGGGGAGCUCAUGCCAACUCCACAUGGCAUGGCAGCUAAGUCAAGGUUUUGCUUAGCAUACCAUCCAAACUUGGGAUCAUGGUUAAACUCGCUAGUCUUCUACUACGAUCUAUGGCCAAAAACAAACCUUGGGAUCAUGGUUAAAGAUGAGAGCAUUUAACCAUGAUUGUGGAACUGGAGAACAAACAGUGAUUAACUACUGUGCUGCACUAACCUAAACGGACCAGGAAAGAGCUAAGUUAGUGCAGUUUCCUUCCUGGCAGCCAGCAUGUUUGCCAGGGCUGUCUUAAGCAUAUGUGGCACCAGGGUGCAAAGAUCCGCCCGGCACCCCCCCCCCCACGGUUGGCCAGUCCAAGGCUCGCGAGAGGGCAGAGCUGGCCAGCCGCCUCAGCAUCUCGCUGGCUCGAUCGUCCCUGAACUCGUGGCGCAGAGCCACCCACAGCAGAAGAGCCCACUGUGGCACUCCAGCUGAUGGGUGGGCUCUUCGCUGGACUCAACUCUCGGGCCCCAGACUCUCAUCCUGGCUCCCUGAGAGCCUGGUGCCCUGCACCCCUAGUGCCUAUAGAUAAGACAGCCCUGAUGUUUGCACUGAGCAAUGGUUUGUCUUAGCACUGCAUGAAAAUGUGGCCAUUGUAACCUUUUGUGUUCGACCAGAUAGUUAACACAUGUUGUGAACAUGCUCGCACUUACAAUACUAUUUUAAUCACCUGUGGGGUAGAUCAUUCAUAUUGCCAGUCUGCACAAACUUGCAGAGUUCCUCAUCAACUCAACCCAUUUUUCUAUUGCUGGCCUUAGGCUAGUUUUCAAAUACUCAAGAAAGUAGGCAGAAUCUAACCUCUCUUCCUUUGUCUUGAAGGAGUGUUGCAGUGAAUAAAGGUCGCCUAAAGAGACUAGGAAUCACUCAUGUGCUUAAUGCUGCUCAUGGCACUGGUGUGUAUACAGGGCCAGACUUCUACAAUGGCAUGAACAUCCAGUAUUUAGGCAUUGAGGUGGAUGAUUUCCCAGAUAUGGACAUCUCUAAACAUUUCCGUGAGGCUGCAGAGUUCCUUGAUGAAGCUCUACUAACCUACAGAGGUAUGUAGGGCAAACUGCACAACUUCUCAUUUUCAGCUUCUGUUGGUUCAUUAUCAUUUGAGAAGUAGGUAUUAGGGCCACUCAUACACACUAAUGAAGUUCCUUCUGCUCUUCAGACUGUGUUUUUAAUGUUUCUACCAUGGCAAUGUUAACCAUUUAGGAAGAUGAAAAUAAAUAAGUACAUUGGGUUGAAGCCAACUAAGUAAUCUCAGAGUGGACUCAUUGAAAGCAACAGACAUGACUAACUUAAGUCCAUUUUAAAGUUUCUCCUCUGAAUAUGGGUACCACCUUUAUAAUUUAUACACAUAUAAUAAUGGAAAAUAUGUUUAAUAUGGUGAGGGGCAAAUUCUUCCCAAGUUUUGGAGCAUCAUUGUUCUAUGGAUUUGCACCAAGCUUCACCCCAGUGGUUUAUCAACAUUAGCGAAUAUAAAUUUGGGGAAGAUGCAGGAGUGGCCUGUGUGGUGGGAACCAUGGUACCAACACUGGUGUCACUUAACUGAGAGUAAGCCAGGCUGAGCUCAAUAAGAAUUGCUUUGGAUUAGAAUGCAUUACAGCAUAUAUUCCCCCAUUUGCUGCUAUGCUUAAAAUGUUUUAAGAUGUCUGUGAUGAAAUAUAUAAAUCAUUUAUUUAACUUAAUUUACCAUGUUCCCAGUUUAGGUAUUAAUGAUAAAUUAAAUCAAGACUAAUGAUGGCAGAACCCACCCACCCCCACCAACUAUUUAUUUGAUCCAGAAACUGUUUCAGAAAUAGACUAUUACAUACUUCCCAAAUCCAGUGUCCUCCAGAUGCUGUUGAACGACAGUUCCCAGUAUUCCUCUGGCAGUAGUUAACCACCUAUAUAAUUUUACUUCUAGGAAAAGUCUUGGUCAGCAGUGAAAUGGGAAUCAGCCGCUCAGCAGUGCUGGUAGCUGCUUAUCUGAUGAUCUUUCAUCAUAUGACAAUCUUAGAAGCCUUGAUGACUAUACGCAAGAAGCGCGCCAUAUAUCCCAAUGAUGGCUUCCUGAAACAGCUCCGGGAGCUCAAUGAAAAGCUAUUGGAGGAACGAGAAGAGGAAGGUGAAAAAGAUUCUGAUGAUGACACAACCAGUAGCCAGAGUUCUGUUGUCAGAGCUGGAAGCUCUUCCUUGAUGUCUGGGAGAGAAGAUUCUGGGAGUAUCAUGGGAGCCAAAGUCCACUCUAUCAUGGUGGAAGAAGAAGACACAACAAGCCUCCUGGGAAGUGUAAUGAGUACCUCCUCUAUGGGAAAAUCGAGCUUGGUUUCCAAGCAGCCUACUCUUAUCAGUGAAGAAGAGGAGGAACAACUCUAUGAAGAAUGGAGGAAGAAGCAAGGUUUGCCUGCAAAGGAACUUUCAAACAAGGAUGGAGAAAGCAAACCCUCAGACCUUACAUUUCAGGUACAGGAGGAAUCUGAGGCGGAUACGAGUCGGAUGAUCCAAGAGUGGCAGUCCAAAAAUGAAAAGUACCAAAUGGAAAGCUACUUGUUUCCCAAGGAGGAAGAAGGAGGUUCUAGAAUGGGAGAAAGGCCAUGUUCUGUAAAUGAUGUAAGUGAAACAGAAAGUGUGAGUAGCCAAGAGAUCAGAAUCUUGAAACAACAGCUAGAAGCAAGUGGCAUUAACAGAAUGAGGAGAGGGCGUACAGAUUCCAUGUCUACAGAAAGCAGCUGGGAUAUGUGGAAUGAGAGGAUGAUGGAGAUAGAGAAGGAAGCUUCUCGGAAAUAUCAUUCCAAAACUAAAUGUGGUCAUGAGAAGCCAAGGCCUGACAAUGGAACAAAUGGGAGGGAUAUGGAUGAGGAAAGUAUAUUAUCUGAUACUAGCUCAUUUUAUAAUUUCUGUCAAAAGAACAAAGACAAGCUGACUGCCUUAGAAAGGUGGAAAAUCAAGAGAAUUCAGUUUGGAUUUCACAAAAGAGACUCAGAGGCCUCUGAGAAAUCAAAGGAUGAAGAUGGCAGCCAACAAAACAAAGAGGCUAUGGAAGAGGAGAAGAACUUGUCAGAUAUCAACCUGACAGCUUACCAAGCCUGGAAGGCUAAACAUCAGAAGAAGGUAGGCAAUGAGAAUAAGGAUGAUAUUGUGGAGCUUGCUAAAGGUGAAGAUUCUGCUUCUUCCAGAAGAAAGCAGAGGCGAAUGGAGUUACUUGAACACUCAAAGAAAGUUCUGGAAGAAAGUCAGUCUCUCUGCAGCUGGGAGGCAGAGAGUACAAUGAGUGGAAGCAUCCCUUUGUCGGCCUUUUUGCCAUCAACAGCUUCCAUAAAUGGUGCACAGGAUUCUGUCUCAGUAUUGAGCAUGCAGACCAAUCGCUCAUCUUUCUCUCAGGCUAGAGGUGGUAGUGGGGCAAUGUCAAACCAUUCAGUAGCUACAGGUGUUCCCAACCUUCCUGUUGGCCCAGAAGACACUAUAUCUAUAGCCAGUAUUCAGAACUGGAUUGCCAAUGUUGUUAGUGAAACUAUUGCUCAGAAACAAAAUGAGAUCCUAAUGUUGUCCCGCCCAUCAUCGGUAUUAGCUUCAAGUGUUAAAUCAGUUGAUGAUGACAAGGCAUCUCUGCUUAGUGCACAAAGUGGCUUAUCACUACCUAGCUCACUAUUUCACCAGCAGGGCAACCAACAUGUUGACAUUCAGUCCAUGCUGUCUUGUAACACCUCAAUGAGUGGAAGGACAGGAGGAUCCAGCUCAAGCAGGAAAGUGACACAAACAAGCAAGCCUCUUUACAGCCUCUUUGCUGAUGAGGUUGACUUGAAGAAACUUAACAGAAAGGAAAGGGAGAUGCAAACCGAGAUGAGAGAGAAAAUGUCAGAUUACCAGACUGAGAAGCUUAUCAGUGACAAUAAACGUAGCACUUUAUUUAAGAAGAAGAAGAUCAAGGAAGAGGAUGAGGAUGAGAAGGCAGAAAAUUAUGCAGAAAAUGUAAUUGGUGGCCUUAGGUACCCUUUAGAAACUCAUAACGACAGGAGUGACACAGCAUCUUCUUUCUCAGGCCAAUUUGCCAGAGCAGGUGCUAUAAGGUCAGAGGUAGAAAAGAAUGUAAGUAAGUGGCUCAGUGGCUUGAAAACAGAAGAAAAGUCCUCAUACCAGGACUUCUCUGAUGCUAGUGGAGAAAAAUACAGGAGAUCAUCAUUCAGAGAGGUGGACACUGAGGCUUCUAGCUAUAAUUUUUGCAGAUCUCAAAGAGAAGAAAUUGAUCGCUCUUCAACCUUUCAGUGCAAAGAUGACUUGCAGAGAACCUCCUCGCGAUUUUCCUCUGCCUCUGCACAAGAAGAUAAGGCAGCUCGCACAUUUACACGGUCCAAAUUCAGUGAGACAAGUUCCAGAGAAGAAAGUCCAGAGCCACAUUUUUUCAGGAGGACACCAGAACCAUCCAGCAGCUCAGAAUCCCCUGAACCACCCACCAGGAGCCGGAUCAGGUCGCAUCACUUGGAAGAGCGCGAAGAGGAGUCCAGUUCAGACACGUCUGAGUUUGGAGCCAAGAGAAAGUUCACCCAGAGCUUUUCAAAGUCUGAGGAGAAUGCAGAGAAAGAAGAAAAGGUAGAAGAAAGAAAAGAGUGUUAUGCAUCAAGGCAGUUAUUCAGACACAGGCAACGCAUGCGCAAGGAGGAGGAGGAAGAAAUGGAUGAUGAUGCCAUAAUUGCUGCCUGGAGAAAUCGGCAAGAAGAAACUACGGCAAAGCUCCGUCGAAGGAGAGAGGAGCGGAGUGAUAGAGAACAAAGUCAUGCCAACUCCAUGUCUCCCCCUCCCAUUUGAAAGAAAACUUCCACAGUGCCUACGAGAAACCAAGACUAAAAUGCCCCUCUGUUUCAUCAACCUCCAUUGCAUUUCCUAUUACCCUUCCCAGAACAGAGCACUGCAUUAAUCUUACAGGUAUUCUCUUAUCUUUAAUUCUCAACCUGAGAUGAAGAUACUAAUGACAGUGGCUCUUCCCAAGAAAAAGGGAUUGUGUCAAUAGUCAAUUAUUGGUGUACAGAAAUGCAUCAAAUUGUUUUUGAGACAAUUUCUUUAACAAAACAGUAAACAUAAUUAACAAUAAUAAUCAAAAGAAACAACAGAGGCUCAGCUAAUUUGCUUCAGAUAUUCAUUUGAUUCUGUUUACUGCAAUCAUUGAAGAGUCACUCUGGGUUUGGUUUUUCCCCCCCUUUCCACCUCAUCAUGAUUAGAAUUGGAACAAAAUCAGCAGCCUUUGCCACUAGUUUGAAAAUGUAGCUGCUCUUACAGCAUAUAUGCCCUGUUCCCUUGUGGAUAGUACAAUUGAACUUAUAUUAUUCCUUUCCUUCUAAAUCCCAAACCACAGAGCCUUUUCUUUCUCUUGUGUGUAUCAAUAGAAGGGAAACUACUGAGAGAAUAAAUGUAAUGUUUGUUCCCAUGACAACUUGUAACUGAGCAAAAUAUCAAUCAUUGGUCACAUGGGGAGAUCUUGUUUAAAGGUUUUAAUUUUGUUUGCUAUAAAGGAGACAACACUAGAUAGAACAAAUUACCUUUGGAUCAAAACAUCAGGCCCAGCCUUAGAAAACAUAUGCUACAGUGGUGAUUAUCCCUUUUAAAUGUAAAUCCAGGAUAUAUAUUGGUGUGUGCACAUUAAAGGAAAGAGAUUCACAUCUGUUUGUUUGCUAUGGAUCAUGGAAUCAUAGAAUUGUAGUGUUGAAAGGGACCCCAAGGGUCAUGUAGUCCAAUCCCCUGCAAUGCAGGAAUAUCAGCUAAAGUGUCCAUGACUGUUGGUCAUUCAACCUCUGUUUAAAAACCUCCAAGGAAGAAGAGUCCACAACCUCAGGAAGGAGACCAUUCCACUGUCAAACAGCUUUUACUGUCAGAAGGUUUCUCCUGAUGUUUAGUCAGAAUCUCCUCUCUUGUAACUUGAAGCCAUUGGUUUGGGCUCCACCUUCUGUAUCAGAAGAAAAAAAGCUUGCUCCGUCUUCCAUGUGACAGGCCUUGAGAUAUUUGACGAUGGCUACCAUAUCCUCUCAGUCUCCUCUUUUCCAGGCUAAACAUACCCAGCUCCCUCAACCAUUCCUCAUAAAGCUUGAUUUCCAGAUCCUUGGUCAUCUUGGUCGCCCUUCUCCUUGCCAUAAAUUCACCCCACCCGGCCUAUUCUUUGUCCAGAAUGUCCUUCUACUUCAUCUUGCUCCUCAGACCUUCCCCCUACCCUGCAUAAAUCAGGAGCAGCCAGACCUGACACCAUCUUCAGCCUCUUCUCUACAUCCAUAAGAAUGGGCUGGUAAUAAAGUAAUAAAGUGGCAGAGGCCUGAGGUGAUAGAAUUGACUGCAUCAUUUCAAAUGUUGGGAGGGGAAAAGAAAAAUAUUUUUGAAAGCUCCUCUACAUUAACAAUGCACUGCAAUCAGAAAAGUGAUGUGCUAUGGGGUGGUAUUUGCAGGAAGCUUAGUACGUGGGAAAGCAAUUAAAAAAAAAAAAAAAGCAUACCCCAUCAGCAAUCUAACGUAGACCAGUCCAGGGCAGAUUCAGAUUUGAGGGGGCUUUUGGCAAUGUGGCCUCACCAGGCCCCUGACUGUGGGCUUACCUGGCCACAGCAGGUGACUGUGGGCCUCUAUUUAACAUUCUCCACCAUGCCCCUGACAUAGCAUUGUUCUGGGACAUCAUGGGAAAUGGGAAGUGCUGGUUUGUCAAUCAGGCAGGGUGGGCCAGCCCAGGAGGAAUCCCUGCCAGAGUGCUAGGGCACCAGCUUUUGGCAUCAGGCCUGGUGCCAUCCAAAAUUACCUCAGGAUUCUGUUACCUCAGGAUUCUACUGCAUGUGUAGACUAGACCUGAAAUCCCAAGUCCAAAUCACCUUUGCUUUCCCCAGAUAAAAAUGGCACUCCUUCCCACCACCUAUUUCUAUCUAACCAGUGUUUUGAGUUGGUUUCAGGUAAUUAUGACUGUCCAUCAUUUUUAAAAUAAGAGGCUUGUUUUUAGACAAAAGGGUGUUUGAUUCUUUUUAAAUGGGCAAAGUUGAUUCAGCCGCAUCUGCCUUUUUCGUGUGCUCUCACCUCCCUCUGCUCUCUUUGGAAACAAGGUUUAAGUCCAUCUACUUUCAUAUUUUCAAACAAAACUCAUGAAAGGGCCAUAAAUACCAUGACUUGUUAAAAUGAAAGCUGUUUUCUCUUCCUCCCAUGAGACUCCUUCCUGCGAGAAUGGUAGAGAGAGUUCAAUUCUUUGAAGAAUUCUUCUUCUGUUCAACUAGCUGCAACUGAAAGCUCUCUUCUGGGCUUUGUUCCUUGCAUCAUCUUGACCAGGCUUUGCCAUAGCUCUUCUUUUUCUCUCUGUUGCUUCUGCAAGUGUGAAGGAGGAUCAGUGCUGGAUAAGGAAAAUGGCUUCGUUUGCACAUUCUCAAAAAGCUUUUCCGGAGGGGUGGGGGAGAGAGUGCCAUAUAUGAAAGGCUUCCUCCCCUCUAAUAUAGAAAGUUGAAAUUGCUAUACCUUCUUUAGCAUGCCAGAGGCACAAAAUGAAGGUUAACCAACUCUGGGACAACCAACUAAAAGGUGUAAUCAAGAGAUGACAUUUAUUCCUGUUCAUAAUUGGAGAUUGGCUCUGAUAACAUCCCCUCUCUCCUGGGUCAUCCCAGGGAUAAAUCUUUGCAGGACCAAGGCCAGGUAUUAAGGAGCGGGGCUUGCAUUUUAAACUUACCGGUACCUAAUUCACAGUUUCCAAAACAAUACAGGAAUUGAUCCUUUGAAAUCGGCAACUCUCCAAACUUUCCAGUGCAACCAAUUGGCCCCAACCAAUGUGCACAAAAAAGGGAGAGGUGUACAUAAAAUGGUGAAAAUAACAUACAAAAUGCAUUAUUUCAGGGAAAGGUUUGUGCAAAAUGUGUAUAUUUUUCAAAAAUGCAUGCAAAAAUGUGUUUAUUGGGAGAAAUGUACACUAAAAUGCCGACAAAUUUCAUAAAGAUUUUUUAACAAAAAUUUUGCAAACUGGUGCAGAGAUGUGGCAAACUCAACAUAAGAUUAGAGAAAUGAGAAAAUGACAGAUUUGUUCAUCCCUACCAGAGACAGGUGGGAUCAUGCCCAAAUCUACAUAACUGCAAAUAUUAUUACACAGGUCUGGGUUUGAUAGUGUCACAGUUGCUGGUGGUGAAGUCUUAAAUGAAUUCAUUUUACCUUGGUAAAAAUCAAAUAAAACAUGGGGUAGGGAUGGAACUUUCCUGCUCUGGAGGACCUAUGUGAAUGGGCAGUAGGGGGCAGUACUUACUUUGCAGCACCCUCAAAAAGGAGCUAGAGUUCUGGGCAGCAAAAAAAACUUUUACCCACAAAAACAUGUCUUUUUGCAUCAAAAUAACAGACUGUCAACAAGCCAGAAGAAUCUUCUGGGAAUCUUUAUGGGAAAGCCACUCAUUCAUUGAACAAAUCCAAGAAGAGUGAUUUUUCCCCACCAUUAUAUCAGCCCAAUGAUUAGUCUUUAAGGAAUUAACUGAUUGUAGCCCAUGCUUCCUGUUUGCCUUAUAAAAACCUCAUUAUCCAGUAACAGGGGAUCUUUUCUCCCCUGAAGCAAUAACCACUUGAAACCAAGAUGAAGGUUAAAAGGCCUCACCUUUUUUGCCUGGAUGAGACCUUAGUUCUCGCAACAAGCAGAUGAGACCCCGGGGGAGAGGUUGCAUCAGGUACAAUCUGCUCCCAUGCCAGUCACUUGAAACAAAAGAGGCAGACAAUGGUGAAAUAGGCAGCAGAGCCUCUGAAGUUGAUCUUGAGUGAGGGAUGGGGAACUCGUGGCCCUUCAGAGGUUAGACCCCAUCUUCUAUUAGCUUAGACAACAUAGCCAAUGGUAAGGAGUUGGGGUCUAAUAACAUCUGAAGGGUCACAGGUUUCCCCAUCCCUCACUCAAGAUCAGCUUCAGAAGCUCUGUUCUGCCCUUGUGUGUCAUCCAACAGGUGCAAUGAGACAGGGUCUUUUAGGUACUGAUGCUGACAUACUGGAAAAUUAUCCUUAGGGAGAUCUGCCAGGCAUCUCUCUCCUUGUUAAGUAUCUGCUAGGAUGCUUUCCUUUACAGAUUUACUGGGGAGUAAGACAUCGUAAACACAUUCGGCCUUGCUUCUAAGCAGACAGCCUUAGGACUGCUGAACUCUUUUUAACUGCAGCUUUCUACUGUUCCUCAUGUCAGCUGUUUUAAUAUGUGCCUUUUAAUAUUGCUUUAUUUGAUGCAUUUUUGUUAAUUUUGAAUGCAGCUUUUAGUGUUUUAAAAAACAAUAGAAGGGGAGGAAAAACUUAGAAGGGGAGUAAAAUAACCAAUCGUAAGUACAAGGCUUUUUAUUUCUUCUGCUGAAGUCUGACUCAUUUUUGCUAUUCUGACUGUGUAUUUGUUGUAUAUUGUCCUUUUUAAUUGUAGUCCUGCUAAUAUUUUGUUUCUAUUUGUCUGCACUAAAACGACAUUUCUCAUGAUGCAGGAAUGCCCUUUCAUUACAGUUUAGAAAACAAGUAGCAUGUAAAAACAUCAACAAAUUAAUCAGAUCAACAAAUAACUAAUAUUUAUUUAUUGUAUGCUAUAAAACAGAGCAUAGUUUAAACUGGCUUGACUGUGAUUUUGGUGGAGAAAUGCUGCAAAGGAUUACAGAGAAAACAGCCUGUUUUCACAGCGCUGUAUGCCUUUCUCCAGCUGUUUAACAUAUUUUCAAAGCAUUUGAGAAACAGCUUGAAGAGAGUCCGAUAACACUAGCCACAGAAAGUAACCAAGUUCAAGGUUUUUAGUGCAGCUGCUAACAGCAAAAAUAGGGCUUCCCAGAAAUGUUUCAUGCAGCACCAAUUUUGUUUGGGCAAAAUUUCAGUGUCAAAAUGCAUGACAAGGGUUCCCAUGCAAAAUGCAUGGGAAAUGGAACAGUUUUUCCACUUGGCUUUUUGUUUUUUUUAAAUUUCACAAAGCUUUCUAAAUAGUACCCAGUGAUCACAACACAUAUCCCUAUUGGUUUCAAUGGGACUACAGAAUAUAAGGGAUUUUAUCCCUCUGUUUGUCAGAGCCAGGACUUGAACUUCUUUGUCUGCAACCUCAGACUGUGACUCAACCUUGACUUUAUCCCACACUGGAGUAUUAUCAUUGACACCAUCAAAAUUAUUUAUUUAUUUAAUAUACCUCUAUCCCUGAAGACACUUGCACCUCCACAGACAACAGAAUUAUCCCCAAGCUGCAUACCUGAUCCUUCAGGAGGUGUGCUGCCCUGUCCAAUACAUGUUGCAAACCUCUAUGUAGUUCAGCUGUUUCCAGCUAACAGUACUUUCAUCUUGUCUUAAGUUUCUGUUGGUUUGCCCUCAUCCAUCCUAAAAUGGCCUCUGGGUGCCUGUUAAAAGUUUCCGUAGCCUAAUUGGGAUUAGUAGGUAGAAACAAUGAAUUGAGCUCGGUGUGCACCUGCGUGCUGGUGAGACCUUGGCUUGUGGAUGACAUCUCCCAAUACAUUAUUACAUAAUAAUUCUAUGCCCUGCAUUAUUUCCAUGUGGCAGGAGGAUGAGGAAAGAUGCAGUAUUCUUGGGGUCUCAGCCUGUGACAAGCAGCUGUCACUUGUGCAUGUGAGAAACGUUAUAGCAAGACAAGCAACCGCCAUCAGAUACAGAUACCUUGUUCCAUUAUACUGCGCAGUCAGUUUCAUUCUUCUUUCCCAGUCAGCGCACUGACUGAUGGGAAACAGAGGGAUUUAGUUAAACUGCAAUAUCUCCAUGCACCAUAAGGGUAUUUCUAAAAUCUAUUUUGACAUAGCUAUUGUAGUUAAUUUCCAAAUCGCUGGCUUUUCUCCUCUAAUGAUCCUUUCUGGCCAGAGUUCCCAAAUGUGAUUUGAAAUCCCAUCUCUGCGUGUCUAGGGAAAGAUUGAUUGUAAAACAUUUAUAUGCCAGUUCUGUAAAUCUCCAACACUGUGGAAGAUACAAGCCCUGACGUGUGUUGCAGCGGCUAGGGCAGUGCACUCUGCCCUCUCCACCUUGGUGGAUAAGCCCGGCUUGCAAAAUAAAGUGCAAAUUAGCUGGAGCCCAAAAUUUUCUCCACUAGGUGGCUAGGCAUCUCACAGAGUCAUAUGGAAUCACCAUAUAUGGAAGAAAGGGUGGGGAUUCAGUGAAGAAGAUAAAUAACCCUUGGAGGCAGGGGGGCAGCUGCCCCCCAUUAAGUAAAUAAAUAAAAAUUCUUUCCCCCCCCCCCAAUAAAUCCUAGCUACUCCCAUGCUUGGAGGAUUUCUUAAUCCAGUCAGCCGAUGGAUAUAGAAGGUCUACCUCAAAGAUCAGAAGGGCCUAAGUGGAAUUCAGUUUUCUAAGAUUUGUGAUCUCCUUUUCCUGCUAGCUCAGUUGGUAGCGCAUGAGACUCUUAAUCUCAAGGUCAUGCGUUUGAGUUCCAUGUUGGGCAAAAGGAUUCCUGCAUUUCAGGGGGUUGGACUAGAUGACCCUUGUGGUCCCCUCCAACUCUACAAUUCUAUGAUCCUGAAAGAGGAGAGAGAAAUUUAUCAGUCAAAAUGAUUCUGCACCAGUAACUGUCUCCCAGCAUUGUCUUGAAUGAAUGAAUUUUAUUCUUUCGGUCACAGACCAGUUCCAGCCCACAUACAAUAUCAAGGAACUCAUAAAACAAGACAGGGAUACAUUUGAAUUUGCAAUUAGGUGUAACGGGGACAAUACAGAUAUAGCAACAGUUAAAAUUAUAUAAAUUAAAACUUAGCCAUUGUUUUACAGCUCAGUUUGUGAUGUGUUGUUGUUUAGUGACCUGUUUAGAGCAGCUGUCAUUGUAAUGCUAUAGGCAGGGCCAGUUCCACUUCUGGGGUGGGGGGUCUCAGCAUAUUGCCUUCAGAAGGCCCCUUCCUACAUCAAUGGGACUUCCCAUGAGUCCUGGCUAGGUUCCUAGGCAGUGGCACAGCCAGCAGCAGUUCUGUGGAGCUUAGAGCUCCCAUUUAUUUAUUUUGUUAUUACUAAACUGGGGUAAUGUCAAAAACUGUCAUGCCACCGUGGGGCUCAUUAGAGGAAAGGGAAAGGGGGCUGCAGGAGCUGAGGCAGGUGCUGGGUCCCUGGCAGCUGCCCAAGAAUAUCAGGUGCUAAAUCUGACCUGGCAUAUUGCUGCCCAUAUGAUUCUAUAAUUGCUCUCAGCUUUAAUAUCCUACACUGCCUUUAUUAUGAACUCCUGAGAAUGGAUAAAUCCAGUCAGCAGAAGGAAGCUGAUGGGAUUCUUUAGAGACUAGCAAGACAUAACUGGAAUUUUGUUUUAUAAGAGUUGGUAUCUCCUUUUCAGCUCUUUCUCAUACCCCUCAACUGUCCCGAUUUAACCAGGGCAUCCUGUUUUGGGGGGCUGUGCGCUCACAUAAAAUCACAGCUCCGAAACACUGUGUUUUGGGGCACUGUGCUUUUGUACGGGUCACGUGACUCACGCAGGAGCGUGGCCCCAAAAGAUGCACAUCCUGUUUUUUCUCUAGGACAUGUUGAAGGGUAUGCUCUCUGUUAUAAGAAUGUUUAGGUCUUAUAUAUAUAUAAUAAAUGUUCAUAUAUGUACCAAGCAAACACAUAUAUAAAUAUAUAAAGCACAUGUCUGAAACCCAUGGGAAAAGUCCUAAAGCCAUUUUGACUCUUUCAGUCACCUCAAAUAUUUCUUUGCAAGGUCGAAGGAAAUGCAGAAACCUCCCCAUUGUCUCUGUCCUCACAAAUCCUGCCUUAAGGGCACAUUUAAGGUGUGAAUAGAGUGAGCCUGUGACCUGGCUCAGUAAUUAAGUAUUAUCAUUACAAAAAAAUGGCCAGACUCCCCAGGUAAUCCAGUCAAGUGACCAUUAACAGGUAACCUGGCAGACAGGGUAAAAACGCACUCAGAUUUCUGUUGUAGACCACCUUUUCUGUGAUGUAGGUAUGAUGUAUCUGCGGGGUGGUCUUGGACUCCAGGGUGGGCAAUUUAAAAUGUCUAUAUAAAGGCAGGCACACCUUUGUACUGGGUCCUCCUCCUCUCUCCUGCGUGUGGGGAAGCACCCUGUUGCAACAGGCUUACUAGCUGCUUUGCUUCUCAAUAUUCUCUGGUUGGUCUCUGUUAUUUUUUCCUACUGAUAGAGAACCUACAAAGGACUCUAAAUGGGCUCUUGGGUACCCCAUAAGGGAAAAGGAGCAGUUUUUUUACUUAUAUCACUCUCUAUCAAGAAAGGCUAACUACAACAAAAGUAGCACCAAGUAGAUGCAUCUUGGGGAGAACCAAAUUGUUUCUUCUGCUUGUUAUGUGAGCUGUAAUGUGUUAGAAACAUGUGCUGCAAUAAUAUAUUAUUUAAACGCUGACAAUAUUAACUUACGUGCUACAGCUAGAGAGCGGGUUGCACAGUCUGAUUGUCAACAAUAAUAAACAUUUGUCGGUCUGUUUU
Molecule: messenger RNA, 24157 nt
Organism: Podarcis lilfordi (Lilford's wall lizard)
Lineage: Eukaryota; Metazoa; Chordata; Lepidosauria; Squamata; Lacertidae
Source: the annotation of a GenBank genome assembly